AUGAUGACACAUCGUUUAUUUCAGUUGCGUGUUUUAGUGCAGUCAAAAAGAGACAAGAUGAUACAGCGUAACAUAUGUUGUUGUUUCGCACUGCUGGUCCUCAAUGUAUUAGCAGUUAUAACUCUGCCACAAACGUGUCAUAAUUUAGCUCAAUACGACAAAUGUUCCAGCAAUCCUUUAUGUGCUUGUCUACAUUCUGUUUCUUCAAACGACAGCGGCAUUUGUGCCUUCCGAUGGACAACCUGUUCUGAACUUGACGCUUGUACAAUAAAUACUCAUCUAUGUUUUCAACCUAACCAUAUUUGCGUUCAUCACCCUGAUUGUCAGAGCCAACCAUUGUGUUAUCCAUUAUCCAUGACUACUGUUGAUCUAUGCCCCUCUAUUAGCGAAACAACCACUCCAACUUCAAGCUCUUCAACAGAGACCGAUGAGGUCGAAAUUUGUUUAACAGCAACAUGGUUUACGCAAGGUAUAACAGUUGCUGGUGGAAAAGGUUUUGGGGACAAAUUAGAUCAAUUAGCUGACCCCUACGGAAUUUUUCUUGAUGAUAAUGAUACAAUUUACAUUGCAGAUCGUUCCAAUCAUCGUAUUGUUAUGUGGGAACAGAAUGCUAUCAUGGGGCAAUGGCUUGCUGGCUAUAAAGAAGAUAAUGCACGUAGUAUGCCUUUAAACAUGCCUCAAGAUCUUGUUGUUGAUCAGAACGGGACGAUGCAUAUAAGUGAUGGAGGAAAUUACCGCGUUGUUCGAUGGAAUCGAGGCGCACAGGAAGGUGAAGUGAUCGUUGAUCACAUUCAAGCAGUCGGUAUUGCGCAAGACAAUACCGAAUCAAUUUAUGUGUCGGAAUAUGCGGACGGUCGAAUAACAAAAUGGAGCAAAGAUAAUGAUGGCCAGUUGGUUGGACAAGUGAUUGCAACAAAACUGCGCCAAUCGAACUUUAUAUUCGUCGACCGGGAUCGAUCAGUCUAUUCAACAGGUUAUAUGGCACAUCGCAUAGUUAAAAUAAUCGAAGGGGUUGAAGAACCUCUCGUUGUUGCUGGUCAAUCAGACAAAUCCGGACAUGAUCUGCAUCAACUGACAUUUCCAACUGGUGUUUUUGUUGACCAUCAAGGUACUAUUUAUGUGGCUGAUACUGAUAAUCAUCGGAUAGUACGUUGGCCAAAAGGAGCAACGUCGGGUAUUCUAAUCGUAGGUGAACAUGGACGAGGUUCAGCAUCAGAUCAAUUGGCACAUCCUUCUGAUUUAUUUCUUGAUCGGCAGGGAAAUUUAUACGUUACUGACACUUUGAAUAAUCGUGUACAAAAAUUUCUUAUUGAUAAAAGUUCUUGUGGUUCGAAAUUGAAAUAA
Adineta ricciae is the source of this 1344-nucleotide messenger RNA. The record is from the annotation of a GenBank genome assembly. Lineage: Eukaryota; Metazoa; Rotifera; Eurotatoria; Adinetida; Adinetidae.